AUGCUCAUAUUUUUACAUACAUUUCUAUGCCCCAAGUGCCAGGAGGACAUCCAGCUUCCAGAUGGUGGCCUUACCCAACUGAAGAAGAACUUUGAUUUUAGCAAGGCCAAUGACAUCAAUACCCAGCAACAAGAGAGACAGGCAUUAGAAGAGGAACAGACCAAUGUAGCACAGGGCACUGCACAGAAGAACAUCAGUUGUGAGAAACAUCCUAAUAAUGAAUUAAAAUUUUACUGUGACGAUGAUGAUAUUGUUAUAUGUGGUGAGUGUAUAGCAACAGGGCAUGGUGGACAUCGUAUUUCAUCAGUUGAUAAAGCUGCAAAAAGCAACAGAGAUAAAAUUAAGUCACAACCUCCAUUAGCUGAACAGGGAACAAAUCCAAAAUCAGCAGCACAUUCCGUUUUCUUAGAGAAGGCAGAAUGUGUGCACUCUUUCAGUGCUAAGCUGAAAAAUACUAGAGGAAUAAGUACAAAUGGAUUGGCCAUACAUGAGGAACAAGUGUUUUUUUUGGAUUGCGCAAAUAGCAGAACAAAAAUGUUCACACAUACUGGAGUGUUCAAGUUUGACAUUCCACUCAGCAGACCAUUUGAUUUAGCUAUGUCACAGACUGGUCACCUGUAUAUAACAUCACAGGGUGACAGCUGUGUCCAAGUGUACUCCACCAGAGGUCAGCAGGUGUCAACCAUGGGUCAGAGUCAUCUAGGGAGGCCAUAUGGUAUUACACUGAACAAACAAGGUCAUGUGAUGGUUUGUGACAUGAGACAAAAAUCCAUCUUCACAUUCCAUGAUGCCAGUGAUAAGCUCCUGAACACCAUUCCACUCAGUAUGUGUACAGACCCAUGGUACAUCACAGUGAACAGUGUGAAUGAUAACAUUGUGAUAUCAGACGCAGGCAGUCACUGUGUGUAUGUGUUGUCACCUACUGGUGAUCAGCUAUACCAGUAUGGCACACAAGGCAGAGGUGAUGGUCAGCUGUGGGGACCACGUGGAGUUUGCACAGACAGACAUGGUCACAUCUUCAUUGCUGACUGUUUCACAACUAGUAAAAUAACAAAGAGACAGUCAGAUAUGGCAAAGGCACUGGCAGCAGCUUUUACAGAUAAUCUCUUAACGUGCAAUAUCUGUCUAGAGGAGUAUGAGGACCCCCGUGUGCUGCCCUGCAACCACACAUUUUGCUAUGGUUGUAUAUCUAGCCACGCCCAAAUAUCUAUCACUCCAAAUCUGACAUUUCUAUGCCCCAAUUGCCGGGAGGAAAUCAAGCUUCCAGAUGGUGGCCUUACCCAAUUGAAAAAGAACUUUGCUUUUAGCAAGGCCAAGGACAUCAUAACCCAGCAACAAGAGAGGCAGACAUUAGAAGAGGAACAGACCAAUGUAGCAUCAGUGGCACAGGGCACUGCACAGAAGAACAUCAGUUGUAAAAAACAUCCUAAUAAUGAAUUAAAAUUUUACUGUGACGAUGACGAUACUGUUAUAUGUGGUGAGUGUAUAGCAACAGAGCAUGGCGGACAUCGUAUUUCACCUGUUGAUAAAGCUACAAAAAGCAACAGAGAUAAAACUGAGUCACAACCUCCAUUAGCUAGACAGGGAACAAAUCCAAAAUCAGUACCACAUCCUUCUGUUUUCUUAGAGAAGGCAGAAUGUGUGCACUCUUUCAGUGCUAAGCUGAAAAAUACUAGAGGAAUAAGUACAAAUGGAUUGGCCAUAGAUGAGGAACAAGUGUUUGUUUUGGAUUGCGCGAAUAGCAGAACAAAAAUGUUUACACAUACUGGAGUGUUCAAGUUUGACAUUCAACUCAGCAGACCAUUUGAUGUGGCUAUGUCACAGACUGGUCACCUGUAUGUAACAUCACAGGGUGACAGCUGUGUCCAGGUGUACUCCACCAGAGGUCAGCAGGUGACAACCAUGGGUCAGAGUCAUCUAGGAAGGCCAUGUGGUAUUACACUGAACAGACAAGGUCAUAUGAUGGUUAGUGACACGAGACAAAAAUCCAUCUUCACAUUCCAUGACGCUAGUGGACAUCUUCUGAACACUAUUCCUCUCAGUAUGUGUAGAGACCCAUGGUACAUCACAGUGAACAGUGUGAAUGAUAACAUUGUGAUAUCAGACGCAGGCAGUCACUGUGUGUAUGUGUUGUCACCUACUGGUGAUCAGCUAUACCAGUAUGGCACACAAGGCAGAGGUGAUGGUCAGCUGUGGGGACCACGUGGAGUUUGCACAGACAGACGUGGUCACAUCUUCAUUGCUGACUGUUUUAACCGCAGGAUAGUGGCACUGAGUCCACAGGGGCAGUUUAUCAGAUACAUUGUCACUGAAGAUGAUGGGCUGCAGUCUCCCAUGGCAGUAGCCAUCAACCCUGCUGGCCAACUGGUGGUGGCAGAAGAUGGGGGCAAAGUUAAGACAUUUCAGUACAUAUUAUAA
This is a messenger RNA of Lingula anatina, 2418 nucleotides long. RefSeq lists its product as uncharacterized. The record is from RefSeq and is a predicted model, not a curated record. Gene Ontology annotation, molecular function: zinc ion binding; ubiquitin protein ligase activity; protein binding. Gene Ontology annotation, biological process: protein polyubiquitination; proteasome-mediated ubiquitin-dependent protein catabolic process. NCBI's taxonomy places the organism in Eukaryota, Metazoa, Brachiopoda, Lingulata, Lingulida, Lingulidae.